AUGACAGAAAAUGAGAAGAGUAAGGAGAAGAUGACAGAAAAGGAGAAAGGUAGAGAGAAGAUGACAGAAAAGGAGAAGGGUAGAGAGAAGAUGACAGAAAAGGAGAAGGGUAAGGAGAAGAUGACAGAAAAGGAGAAGGGUAGAGAGAAGAUGACAGAAAAGGAGAAGGGUAGGGAGAAGAUGACAGAAAAGGAGAAGGGUAGGGAGAAGAUGACAGAACAGGAGAAGGGUAGAGAGAAGAUGACAGAUCAGGAGAAGGGUAGAGAGAAGAUGACAGAAAAGGAGAAGGGUAGGGAGAAGAUGACAGAAAAUGAGAAGGGUAGGGAGGAGAUGACAGAACAGGAGAAGGGUAAUGAGAAGAUGACAGAAAAGGUGAAGAUGACAGAAAAUGAGAAGGGUAGAGAGAAGAUGACAUAA
Messenger RNA from Oncorhynchus nerka (sockeye salmon), 417 nucleotides. RefSeq names its product octapeptide-repeat protein T2-like. NCBI's taxonomy places the organism in Eukaryota, Metazoa, Chordata, Actinopteri, Salmoniformes, Salmonidae. Bases 1 to 417 code for a protein of 138 amino acids. The record is from RefSeq and is a predicted model, not a curated record. The transcript has a single exon.